This is a messenger RNA of Penaeus chinensis, 5692 nucleotides long. RefSeq lists its product as uncharacterized. Lineage: Eukaryota; Metazoa; Arthropoda; Malacostraca; Decapoda; Penaeidae. The transcript is spliced from 6 exons. The record is from RefSeq and is a predicted model, not a curated record. The coding region runs from base 138 to 4298 and encodes 1386 amino acids.
CGCUCGUUUCCGUCGCUCCACCUCUUCGCGGCUUCCGAAAAUGGCCGCCAUAGGGAACGUUCGCUGCCUCAAGUGAGCGACAUCGCGUGCGAAUAUGUGUGAUUCAGAUACGUUUUUCUUCAUCACCAGAACAAACCAUGAAGUGCAAGGUGACAAGCUCGGUCAGCCAUGCUAAGCCAAACAAAAAUGAAGCUAAUGUGCUGCGUAGGUCCUCUAGACGAGCAACCAUUGAGAGAAGAGUUUGGGCUGUACCAAAGAAGCCCAGCAAACCUGGCACAAGUGCCAAAGGAAAGUGUGCUCCUAAGACCGACAAGAAAGGUAGAAAGACUCAAACUCAAACCAAAGUGCAAAUUAAGAAUCUGAGCAAGGGUCACCCUCAGCAGAACAUCAAGAGAGUGCAUAGUGCUACGGAGGAAUCUGGAAAUUCCAGGAGAAAGAUUAAGAAAACAGAGGGCACAAAAGAUGUUGGGACUGAUGGAAGUGGCACAAGUGAAGUGCCUUCAGAACCUGUUAGUAAAAGAGGAAAGAAGUUAAGUGGAGAUCACAGUGAGAAGAACCUUGAAAGUGAUGAUGGGGCAGACUUUCGCUCCCAGAAAAGAUGGGGUUAUACAGAAAGUAGCUUGGAUGGUCAAAGUGUAGACACUCCACGAAACACCAGGUCUGAAGGGAAAGUGAAUACUUCUAGAAGGACAGAGUGGUGUGGGGGUACUUCGUCAGAGAGUACUAGAGGGAAUAGCUUAGAUGCUCUGUGUUAUGCUGUUGAGAAAUAUGGUGGGCGAGAUGUGGAGGAAACAUUGUUAACAGAUGAUGUUUGUCUUCACAAAGUUGUCAUUGAAGAAGUAGUAACUGACUACAGGAUAUCCGAAUCAAACUGUGAUGUAAAAGAUUUGGAUGUUGAACACAAAGUCAGGGAGGAUAUUGGUCACAAAGAUGAGUACAGAGAUGCUGUGGAUAUAUUAGACCAUUUUCAUAGUAAAACAGAGGAGUGUGAUAAAGGAAAUAGUGAGAAGUUGUUAAUGAAAAAAAAGGAGAGUAUAGAUGUAGUGAAAGUUAAGUCCCCUGUUUUGGAGGUGAAGGAAAAUUCUUCAGAUGGAACAAGUAUAGAAAGCAUAUUUGGUGAAGAAGGGGUGCAUGAAGUGAAAGACACACUUGUCAAAGAUGAGCUGAAUGAAGGGGAGAGUUGUACAUCAGUCCAAGAAGGAUUGAGUAAUGUGAAGGACCUUAGUUGCAUUGAGGAUAGGUUACAAAGACAAGAAAAGCUUUGUGUUGUUAGAGAUAAAUUGCAAGAAGGAAGAAGCAGUACUGUUAAAGAUGUGAAAAGUGAAGGGAAGAACUUGUGCUCUGCAAUAGAUGAACUUUGUGGAGUUCAUUCUUGUGAGGACAGACUGGAUGAAAGCAUUUCAAGAGUUAAGGAAUUGGCAAAGGAUCAGUGUGCUUCUGUGAAAGUGAAAUCAGGGAAGCAUGGGAAAGAAACAAAGGAAAAACAGAGUGAAAACACAUGCAAUAUUGAUGUUGAUGAAGAAAAGAAGAGAAUAAAAGAUGGCACUGAUAGUGAAAACACAGAGGAGCAAGAGAGUGACAGUGGUGUGGAGGUUAAGACUGCAUCCAACAUUCCCUUCAAAAAUGAAGGUAUGGUGGUGGUUCCAACAAACACAGAGGCUUCAGCAGGAGAAGAUUCUGAAGAAGAUCAUGUGUCGCUGGCUCUGGCUCUGGCACAGCUGGUCAAUUCAGAAUGUGGGGGAGAAGUUGAAGGUGCUGAGACUGUCACCAUACAUUCUGCCUCAUCUGUGGAUCACUUAGAAGAUGAAGCUGGAGUUGUUACCCUUGGAUGUAAAUCAGAAGAGGUGGACAGAACAGAAUCACCAUGUCCAGCAGAGGAAGAUGAUAUGGAAGAGGAGGAGGAGGAGGAGGAAGGUGAACUUAUCAUUAAAGAGGAGGACGAGGAUGAAGUAGGUGAUGAGUCUGAGGAGGAAGAAUUCAUCACAGAACUCAAGCAGAAUAACAAGGAAGAAGAUGAUAGUCGAGAAGAAACUGAAAGCAAAGAUCUGCUUCCUGUGACUGUGCCAGAAAGGGUAACAGACCAGCUGGACUGCUUGGUGGAGAUGGGUGGGGAAGAAGAGGAUAAAAAUGCACGAUCCAGAAGUGGAUCGCCUCCACCACAGCCACCACCACAGAAGUCUAGGAAACAGCUCCCUCCACUCAUCAAAAUCAGCUCUCGACCCCCAGCAAUCAAGACUCCAUUGAAGUGUCCAGAAUGUCCCAUGCAGUUUUGCACUGUGCGAUCAUUAUUAUGGCAUUUUGGAACUCAUGGAGCAAGAUCAAGAGACACCUGCAUUCCUCCAAUCCUUCUGCAAGAUCUGAUUGUUCCAUGGGACAAGCCCACAGUUUCUGUUUUCAUCUCACAACCUACAGAAAGUGCCACAGCAACACCCACAUCAUCAGUUGCAGACAAUGCAAUCAAGAUUGAUGUAGUAAGCAAGCCAGAUGUACCAUCGACAAUACAGCUGGUUAGAACAGAAGAUUACAUGGGAAACAAUGGAGACGUUAUUCUGAAAGUACCAAUUCCCAGACUGAAACCCAAGUCUCAUUCAAAUCAGUAUGUCAAAAAAGAUAAGUUUGUAAACAUACUACCAAAGAUACCUACAGGUGAUGGGCAAGUGUCAGGUCAGUCCGCCCAAGCUAGCCCUCAGCCAGCACUGAUCCGGCCAUCUGGAUCACCUACUCCACAGAUCACUGUUCAUCCUCAGCCAGCAGUUCAGUCCACAGUGAGUAUAUCUUCAGAUCAGGCAUCAACAACUCAGUCUCAGGUUCCAAAGAUCACCAUUAGGGCAAGUAAUAAACUUCAGAUUCAGCCAUUGGCAUCAUCACAGUCUACAGUGCAAGUGCAGUCACCAUCAACGGUUCAGGUACAGCCUCCAUCAUUACAAGUACAGCCUCAGUCUGCAGUACAAUUACAGCAAUCAACAGUGCAAGUUCAGCCCCAGUCUGGGACACAGUUGCAGCAGCCAUCUGCAGUUACAGUACAGUCACAGUCUGCCUUGCAGGUGCAAACUCCAACAGGAGUGCAAGUCCAGCCAUCACCUGCACUGCAAGUUCAGCCCAUUGUAACAACUAGUAAGGGUUCUUCUGCUGCUCCUAGUCAUAUAACUUUAAUCCCUAUGGACAAGUUAACUGCAGUAGGUCAGACCAUUAAUCCAAGGGGAUCUAAGCUUAACCCAGCUCCCUUGAGAAUGGUAGCCCCCUCAACAAUGCCUGUCAAAUCGUCAAACACAGUGGACAAUGUGCUGGAGAAGGAUGGCUUGGUUAUGAUCAACUCAAACCUUGCUCUUCGCAUAGUAUCAUCCUUGCCCAGCAGUUUGGACAGUGCGACUAACACAACAAAUACCACCACACUUAGACCAAUAGCUAGUCAAUCCACAAACAACCUGACUAUUGUGCCACAGACAGAAAGCAACAAGCUAAUCAACUCCUCUAAAAUAGACACUGUAAAAAGUCCUGACAUUCUUACAAUUGUUCCUCAAGUUGAUUUGAAUAAAAAAGUUUCGUUGUUAAAAUCUGGGAGUUCAAUGUCUGGCGGACAAGUUGCUAGUGCAUCACCAAAACAGCCAUCAACAGCCCAGUCCCAGGUUGUAAAGCUGUAUCUCCUUCAACCCAAAGAUCCAAAAGCAAAUGGAGGUUCAAUAAAAUCAGGCAUUACAUCAGAAGCAAGUAAUGUUAAUGGAAUAGAAAUACCGCUUCCUCUACCUAAUGGAAAUGAAAAGCUCAACUAUAGAGAAGUAGAGGUGAAAGAUAAUACAUCAGAAUCAUCAGAAGGAGAGGAGGAGGAGGAGGAGGAGGAGGAGGAGGAUGAAGAUGAUGAUGAUGAAGGAAUGGUAAUUGAUGAUGGCAAGGAAGGAGAGGAUGAUGUAAUGGAUCCCCUGAGUUUAUGUGCUGUGACAAUGGAAGAUGAAAAUCUAGAAGCUUUAAACAAUGCAAGCCAAACUACCCAGUCUGGUGGGUCCUCGCCUGCCACAUCACCUGAUAAGGUUAUCAUAAAAAAGUUGCCAGUAAGGCCCAAAGGCAAAAAUGGACAAGCUGUUGAUAUUGUUAAAUAUGAGGCCCGAAAGUAUGUGUGUUGCUAUUGUAACAGGAGAUUUGGAUGGUCAACUGAUCUCAAGCGCCAUGUUAUCCUCCACACUGGUGAGAAACCUUUCCAGUGUAAAGUGUGCCCAACAGCAUUUACCAGAAAGUUCCUUUUACAGAAUCAUAUGAAGAGAAUGCACCCAGACAAGUGUAAGAUGUCAGACCUGUGGCCUUAGGAAAGUUUAGGCUGUUAUGGUCUUUAGCUUGUUAUAAUAUAGCCAGUAGAUGAGUGAUUUUUAUAAUGAGUUGCACAGACAACAUAGUUGUUGAUAUUGGUGCUGAAAAAAGAGAAAGAUUAAUAUUCAAGUACACAAAUUGCCAUGAUGUACACCUUUGGGAGUUCAUGCAUGUGGAUGCUUGGACACUAGUCAACAUAUCCUUUUAAAGUCAAAAGAAUUAUAUCAUACUUUUCAGAUUUCUAAAAUAUAGAAGAUGUAUUAUUAGUAAAGCAUUUGUAACAGGUCCUAUUAGGGAAUCCUUUCUUGAGUGUUCUUUGUCCCUUGCAAAGUAAAAUAUUUUUGUUUUAGGAUAAUGAAGAUAUAGAAAUUAUUGAAGAGGUCAUGCCUUUUUUUUUAUUAGCUUACAAAAAAUAUGCUAAUUGAGAGUAUGACUUUAUUAUGUUUUGGGGAGAAAUACUUUCAAUUUUUCUGACUUGGUUUUCUGCUCACAUAGCUCUUGAGAAAUCUAUAUUUUUCCACAUACAAUCUUGAACCAUGGAUGGCAUUUGUCUAAGGAAAUUAAGGAAAAAGAUGGGGUUGUACUAUAUAAACUGAUGGACAUAUUCAUUUUUUUAUGAUUACUUAUAUUCCAAUCUUAUUUUGUAGAUUUAUCAUGUUAAUUUGUCUUUCUUUCUUUCUUUUUUUGAGUUUUGCAAGGUACCAAAGAUAAUUACAUUCAUAAGGCAAGGAAAAAGGAAUGAAUAUGAAGAUUGAUAACAAUGAUGUAAUUAUUGUUUUUUAUUAUUUUCAUUAUAAUGAUUAUGUAAAAGUGCUUUAGAUGUAUAGUUUGCUGUUUAUUUUAACUUUUAUUAUUAUCUGUAGAUAAUUGAUAUUAUCUGAUUUAUUCAUACAUUUUUGUUCUUUAAAAUUUGCCUUAUUUUGUUAUGUAUUCAAUAGUGCAGAAAAAUAUUUGUAAUUUUAGUAUACAGAAUAUUGUGCUCCCAUUUCUAUGCAGUGUAGCUGUAUUGCCUGUUGUUACUCUUCAUUUGCAGGAAGGACGAGUUUGGAUGUAAGUAAAUCUAGAGCACAUACUGGAAAGCUUUGUCGUCCAUUCAGUUGUUGGUUUCAUAAGCAUUGUACAAAGUUGGACCAUGUAUUUGAGAUACAAACAGAAAACGAAAUUGAAUUACAAUUUCAGUUGUUGCCAGUGCCAUAUAGAUACUAGGAUGAUCAAAGAUGCAGUGACAAUGUUUAUAAGUUCCUUCUUUUGUGAAGUGAGCUGCUAAUAACACUUCUGGGUACAUUUGCCAUGACAGGCCUAUUAUCUGGGGUGUACUUACAGGAGUUUGGUGUGCUUGCAAAAAUUGUAUGAACAAGAAUCUACAGUAUGUAUGAACAAGAAUUUUCUGUAC